Messenger RNA from Procambarus clarkii (red swamp crayfish), 495 nucleotides. NCBI's taxonomy places the organism in Eukaryota, Metazoa, Arthropoda, Malacostraca, Decapoda, Cambaridae. The record is from RefSeq and is a predicted model, not a curated record.
AUGCACUUUAAAGGACAAAAAAUACGGGGAGAGUGGAUGUCUUUAUGCGAUAGCGAAAAAAAUAACACAGGAAGUAGGGACCCGGGGACUGCAGGAGGAACCCGCAAUACGGAGACUCCAACAGGAACCCGCAAUACGGAGACUCCAACAGGAACCCGCAAUACGGAGACUCCAACAGGAACUCGCAAUACGGAGACUCCAACAGGAACUCGCAAUACAGAGACUCCAACAGGAACCCGCAAAACGGAGACUCCAACAGGAACCCGCAAAACGGAGACUCCAACAGGAACCCGCAAAACGGAGACUCCAACAGGAACUCGCAAUACAGAGACUCCAACAGGAACCCGCAAAACGGAGACUCCAACAGGAACUCGCAAUACAGAGACUCCAACAGGAACCCGUAAUACGGAAACUCCAACAGGAAUCCGCAAUACGGAGACUGCAGAAGGAACCCGCAAUAAUUCAGACAGUCUCAUAUUCUGCUAUGAAUUAUGA